UACUGCUGGCUGGAGAUUCUGUGACUUCCUUGUUGUGAGCCCCGGCCUGGCACUGUCCGUACUCGUAGUCCCGCUGUCCUUACCGGGACCGUUAGCCCGACUCUAGGUCGCAGCCGCCACCCUCCCCCGUCGGUCACCCUUUCAGCACAGGUCCUAUCCCCGCACGCCCCGCGCUACCUAACAUGCCCGACCCCAGCAGCACCUCCUCUCCCCACCCCCUCCCUGAGGAAAUUAAGAACCUGUUGGCAGAUGUUGAAACAUUUGUAGCAGACAUACUGAGGGGGGAAAAUUUAUCCAAGAAAGCGAAGGAAAAGAGAGAAUCCCUUAUUAAGAAGAUAAAAGAUGUAAAGUCUACCUAUCUUCAAGAAUUUCAAGACAAAGGUGAUGCAGAAGAUGGGGAAGAAUAUGAUGACCCUUUAGCUGGGACACCAGACACUAUUUCAUUAGCCUCAGAACGAUAUGAUAAAGAUGAUGAAGGCCCCUCUGAUGGUGAUGCAGAAGAUGGGGAAGAAUAUGAUGACCCUUUAGCUGGGACACCAGACACUAUUUCAUUAGCCUCAGAACGAUAUGAUAAAGAUGAUGAAGGCCCCUCUGAUGGGGAGGAGGGCGGAAAGGGGGAUGGGGCUAAGGCCCUGAGCCCCCAUCUCAGGGCCCUGGGGUCUUUGGGUAUGGGGACUUUUGGUUCUGACCUUGUGGUUGUCAUGGUUGUGGACAGUGGUGGGCAGGGCUGCGGCCUGCAAGUCCUGCCUUCUUCUUUGGACCCUGUGAACGAAUGA
This is a messenger RNA of Galeopterus variegatus (Sunda flying lemur), 776 nucleotides long. RefSeq names its product src kinase-associated phosphoprotein 2-like. Bases 183 to 776 code for a protein of 197 amino acids. The transcript is spliced from 6 exons. The record is from RefSeq and is a predicted model, not a curated record. Lineage: Eukaryota; Metazoa; Chordata; Mammalia; Dermoptera; Cynocephalidae. Gene Ontology annotation, cellular component: plasma membrane; cytoplasm.